AUGUCAUAUGAAUCCAAACACCCAGCAUUACUUCCCAGUUUCCAUCCCUUAGCCAAGCUAAUAGCCAAAUCCAUUCACGAAAAAUUGGUACAUGGUGGCGGCAACGUUACACUCGCCGUCAUGCGCGAGGAAUAUUGGCCGGUGAACGGUCGUCGACUAGUACGCAGUAUUAUACGCAACUGCUUCAAAUGCGCCCAAGCAAAUCCCGCCCCAAUUCAUCAGCAGAUCGGUCAACUUCCUGCAGCCCGAAUAACACCAAGCAGACCAUUUACCGCAUACAUUUGUUUGUUUGUGUGCUUUGUGACCAAAGCAGUUCAUCUGGAACUCGUGGGUGAUCUUUCGACGCCAGCCUUCCUUACUGCUCUUCGCCGUUUCGUUGCACGUCGUGGCCGAUCAGCGCAUCCGCACUCUGACAACGGGAAAAAUUUCUUUGGAGCCAAGAAUGAGCUCCAUGAAUUGUACCAGAUGUUAUCCAACCCUAGAGAAGUCGAGAAAAUUAGUCAAGCUUGUGUCAAUGAGGAGAUCGUUUGGCACCUGAACCCGCCAAAAGCACCACACUUUGGAGGGCUCUGGGUGGCAGCCGUAAAGGUUGCCAAAUCUCAACUAUAUCGACAGCUUGGUGGAUCCCGUUUGUCCUACGAAGAUAUGUCUACAAUCCUGGCCGAAAUCGAAGCUGCAAUGAAUUCGCGGCCAAUCGUUCCAAUGUCUGAAGACCCGAAUGACUGCACAGCGCUCACACCUGCUCAUUUCCUAAUUGGAACAAACAUACAUGCAGUACCCGAUCCUGACUUAAGCAAAAUCCCAUUUACUCGUCUCGACCACUAUCAACGAUUGCAGCAGUUGUUUCAACAAUUUUGGCACCACUGGAGGACGGAGUACCUCCAAGAGCUCCAACGGGAUAAUAUUACUGAGAUUCGACCUGGUAGAUUAGCAGUAAUAGUAGAUGACUUCCAGCAUCCUGUUCGUUGGCCUCUCGCCCGCAUCAUUGCAGUGCAUCCUGGAAAGGACAAUCUUCGGCACGAGAAACUGUCGAAGAAAUCUGACGAAAUCCAGACCGUACGCUUGCUGCUAGCUCGGACGCUAGCUGGCGGAGCGCUGGAAUAUCAACCACAAACUUCGAAACUGUCACGCGCUCGUGUCCUGGAAUGGUUUCUAGAAGGGGCCCUUGUAACGAACGAUCGUCUUACGGCACAAACGCAUAUAGCCGUCUUCCGGAUGUCAAAGCCACCGGUCGGUAUAAUGACAACCAGUCUGCCAGCGUCGUUCCGCUCACCGCAUGACACUGGCUAUGUGCAAUGCACAUGCACUUGA
Molecule: messenger RNA, 1311 nt
Organism: Wyeomyia smithii (pitcher-plant mosquito)
Lineage: Eukaryota; Metazoa; Arthropoda; Insecta; Diptera; Culicidae
Exons: 4
Coding region: 1-1311 (436 amino acids)
Molecular function (GO): nucleic acid binding
Source: RefSeq, a predicted model, not a curated record